This is a messenger RNA of Monomorium pharaonis (pharaoh ant), 1596 nucleotides long. RefSeq names its product programmed cell death protein 6 (gene Alg-2). The record is from RefSeq and is a predicted model, not a curated record. NCBI's taxonomy places the organism in Eukaryota, Metazoa, Arthropoda, Insecta, Hymenoptera, Formicidae. The transcript is spliced from 4 exons. Gene Ontology annotation, molecular function: calcium ion binding. Bases 214 to 777 code for a protein of 187 amino acids.
AGCCCCAGGUCCUGACACUCGUGAUUGGUAUUGGUCAGCCAAAUCGUGUACAAGUGACGUGUCGCGAGCGUCGCUACUCGCGCUUACCCUUACGAGAAAUUUCAGCGUAGAACAGUUAGGCCGUUGGGCGAUUGUCUCCGUUAACGAUAUCGUGCAAGAUACCGGACUAUUAUCUCAUUUCUUUGUUGUACAUUCAUUGCGAAUUGUUCGAAAAUGUCUUUUAUAUCGCCCAUGCCAAGCCGAGAAUUUCUUUGGGAUGUAUUCCAGAGGGUGGACAAGGACAGAUCCGGUGCAAUCUCUGCGGACGAGUUGCAGCAAGCUCUCUCGAACGGUACAUGGACACCAUUCAAUCCAGAAACUGUACGUCUAAUGAUAGGUAUGUUUGAUAAAUCCGAUCCUGCUACAGGUAUGUUUGAUAAAAAACAGACAGGUACUGUCAAUUUUGAAGAAUUUGGAGCGUUAUGGAAGUAUGUCACUGAUUGGGAGAAUUGCUUUCGAUCGUUUGAUCGUGACAACAGUGGUAACAUUGAUCGCAAUGAAUUGAAAACAGCUCUUACAAACUUUGGGUAUCGAUUGACUGAUCAAACGAUUGAUAUGCUAAUACGGAAGUACGAUCGUGCGGGACGUGGUACAAUAUACUUUGAUGACUUUAUACAAUUAUGUGUUGUGUUAUAUACUCUUACAAAUGCCUUUAGACGACUGGAUACAGAUCUGGAUGGAGUCAUAACAAUUCACUAUGAACAAUUUUUGGGCAUGGUGUUUAAUAUAAAAACAUAAGUUGCACAAAGUCUACAAAUAUUUCUUUCUGUUGCCUGUUCGAUAACAUAUUAUUCAAUAUUUAAGAAUACCCUAAAAUGCCAAAUAAAGACGAGAAUUUCUUAUGUGUAAAACCUCAGAAUAUUCAAAAUGAAUAUUUUUAUAUUUCUAUUUGCAGUAUUAAAUUUGAUCAAAUUAAUAGUUUAUUAGAAAAUUGAUUCUAGAUUACAAUACAUAUUCGUUGAUUUGAAUAUUAAUAGUUGACAUUAUCGUUUACAAAUUGUUAUCUCUUGAGCAGUGUAAUUUUUUGUCAAAUAAUAAAUUUUGGAAAUUCUGAAAUAUGCUAGAUAUUAAUUCAACAGAAUUUGUAUCACUCAAGAUAUAUUAUUACAUUCAUUUAAGAAAAGACUAUAUAGAUGCAAGUCAAUUGUAAUAGCUUGUCUACAGAACAUCACACUGAUCAUUAUUGCUUGCAAAUCCAGUGUGAACGCACCGACUUCCAGCAUUAUUGUUAGUAUAAGCUGUUGUAAUGAAAGAAUUUAAGAAUAUAAAUGUGCGUUUAACUAAGUAAUGAUGAAAAAACUAAACUAUCUUUUAUAAGGCGAUCAUUUGAUACAUGUACCAGAACGAAUAAGAUAGAAAUUUAUCUCAUUGGUUCUGGUACAGUUUGGUACAUAUACCAAACGAUCGCCAAAAAUCGCUGAAUAUGCUCUAUUCCAUGUUAUUCGUGUAUAUUAAUAUUUGUCGAUACAUUUAAUAUUCAUAACUAUUUUUCUAUAAUUAUACUAAUAUUAAUUGUUAUUAUAAUGAAUGGUGAAGAAAUAUAUUUCUUUUAUAAAC